CUGAAUAUGCCACUACUCCCCUUUGAAACUCCUUGAUCUCGUUGAGCUUUUCUUCCCCAAUUUAGUCAGGUUCGCUGCUUUGGCUUCGAUUUCUAGGGUUUCAAUUCUGGAAGCGAGGUCAGUCGAGAGAGGUAUGGAUUGGGGAAGCGUGACCGCGGAGGAUCUGAUCGACGCCUUAAGGGAAGUUGAUUGGUCCUCGCCACCGCGCCCUAUCUCGGAGUUCUUCUCCCGGUUCACCAUCCCUAGAUCAUAUUCCAAAUGGACCAGUCGAUUCAAAUGCAAUCUUUACUACUACAGAACGAAUUACUUCAUCCUGAUCAUUUUCGUGCUUGCAGUGGGAUUUCUUCUGAAGCCUCUUGCUGUUGUUUCGGCCUUUCUCACAGGUUUAAGCAUCACGUCUUUAAAUGAUAGCUUUGCUGUUACUUUUAACGAGAAAGCAACAAGGGCUGUCAGACAGUUUUCUCCCCAUCUAGCUGCAAAACUGAGGCCCCCUAUAACGCCAGUAAUUCGCGGACGAUCAUCGACAAAAAGAGCAAUCCAUAUAUGUGGCCAGCCUCGUUGGGUGUUUGUUUUAAUAUCCUCAAUUGCUAGUUGUAUCCUCUGGUUGACUUCUUGCAACCUCCUUUCAGUGCUUUGGGCACUCAGCAUUGGGCUGCUUGCGACAAUACUUCAUGCAAGUUUCAGGUCACCCAACCUGAAAGCACGCCUCAACACAUUCCGUGAGGAAUUUCGAGCAGUAUGGCGCAAUUACAGCGAGCUAUAGUCACUGAGGUGAAGAUGACUAUUUUCCCUGAAAGGUAAUUUUAUUCUCAUGUCUUCAGUGCAAAAUGGAAGGAUAUAGCUCCAAAUAGACAGUAUGGCCUUACCAUUUCAUCUUGUUUCAGCUUUGCACCGUUAUUCAGCUCCUCUUUAGUCUUAUGAUAAUGCUAGUCACACAAGAUUCUCCAUUAGAAAUAAAUCCUUCACGAUAUUGAUAUCUCGAUACUUCCCACAGUCUAGUUAGUUUCUUAGUUGUGACACUUGUAGGGCUGGAUGCUUCUCGUUUCCUUGAGAAGAGCAAUUCUAGUUGAACUUGCAAAGAAGGCUUCUCCUAUGUAACUUAGAUAUUGACGUUGUUCUUGUAUGAUGCAUGGAUGUUAAAUGUUCAUAAAUGUUUGCGGGUAAUACAUAAUGCAACUGAAUCUUUCCAUGUAGGAUCCGGCUUGAAACUUUCUAGUUUUGCCUUACUAAAAAAAUCUUGUACA
Messenger RNA from Zingiber officinale, 1244 nucleotides. Its product is annotated as PRA1 family protein A1-like. The transcript has 7 exons. The record is from RefSeq and is a predicted model, not a curated record. NCBI's taxonomy places the organism in Eukaryota, Viridiplantae, Streptophyta, Magnoliopsida, Zingiberales, Zingiberaceae. The coding region runs from base 134 to 763 and encodes 209 amino acids. Gene Ontology annotation, cellular component: membrane.